Brugia malayi is the source of this 3798-nucleotide messenger RNA. RefSeq lists its product as uncharacterized. Gene Ontology annotation, molecular function: phosphatidylinositol-4,5-bisphosphate phospholipase C activity; calcium ion binding. Bases 1 to 3798 code for a protein of 1265 amino acids. The record is from RefSeq and is a predicted model, not a curated record. NCBI's taxonomy places the organism in Eukaryota, Metazoa, Nematoda, Chromadorea, Rhabditida, Onchocercidae. The transcript is spliced from 29 exons. Gene Ontology annotation, biological process: lipid metabolic process; phosphatidylinositol-mediated signaling.
AUGGCCAAAGAGUACCAGUUCAGUUGGAAGCCCAACAUCCCUGAUGCUCUUCUGAAAGGUUAUGAAUUCGAUAAAUAUGAUGAUGAAAGCAUAUGUCUAGAAUGUAGUACAUUUCUUCGUGUGGAUGAGUAUGGAUUUUUUUUGUACUGGACAUCAGAAGAAAAGAAAGAUACAUCAGUGCUCGACCUUAUCCUGGUCUGGGAAGCAAGACGUGGUACAUUACCGAAAGAUGGACGGGUAAUGUUUGAAUUGGAGCAGCAUGGACCACGUGAAACCAUUGAAGACAGAACAAUUUGGCUUACAUAUGGUCCUGAUUUAGUCAGUGUUAGUAAUUACUAUUUGGUUGCAGAAGAUAUUGAAAUUGCCAAGAUCUGGCGAAAUGGUCUGAAUGAAAUUUUAAGAACAAGUAAAAUGCGACAUAUUUCUUAUACAACAAGCUUGAUGAAAAAUUGGCGCUAUUUAUGUCUCUGUUUGAAUGAACAUCAAAAAAUUCCCAUAAGAAAUAUUGUCAAAAUCUUUUCCGGUGGUAAAACAGAUCGAAUGGUGCAGAAAUGUCUCAGUGAUCUCGGACUUUCGGGCAAUAAAGAACAUGAUGAACUUGAUGUGGAAUUAUUUACUUUCGACAAAUAUUUGCGCUUAUAUUAUAAAAUAUGUCCACGAAGUGAUGUGCAAGAAUUAUUCGUAAAAUUAAGUGGUCAAAAAGAAUAUCUUACCAAAGAUCGUUUAAUAAAUUUCUUGAAUGAAGAACAGAGGGAUCCUCGACUGAACGAAAUAUUGUUCCCAUUUUUUGAUGAUAAGAGAGUGCUGAAUUUAAUAUCAAAAUACGAAAGUGAUGAAAAUUAUAUAAAUAAUGGGAAAAUGUCUGGCGAUGCUUUCUUACGGUUUUUGAUGUCUGAUGAAAAUGCACCAAUAUUUUUAGAUCGAGUCGAGCUUUAUCAGGAUAUGGAUCAACCUCUGUGUCACUAUUAUAUUAAUAGUUCGCACAAUACAUAUCUCACUGGAAGGCAAUAUGGCGGAAAAAGUUCGACUGAAAUUUAUCGUCAGGUUUUAUUGUCGGGGUGUAGAUGCAUUGAACUAGAUUGUUGGGAUGGUACUGGGGAAAAUAAGGGUGAACCAAUUAUCACCCAUGGCAAAGCAAUGUGUACAGAUGUUUUUUUCAAAGAUGUGCUGUAUCAAAUUCGGGAUACUGCUUUUGCUAGGUCUGAUUUUCCAGUGAUUUUAUCAUUCGAAAAUCACUGCUCUAGAUCAAAUCAACUCAAAAUGGCAAAAUAUUGUAUGGAUAUACUUGGUGAUAUGUUGCUGUCAAAGCCUUUGGAUGAUUAUCCGCUUGAACCAGGAGUACCAUUGCCAUCACCCAAUCGUUUGAAACGUAAAAUACUAAUUAAAAAUAAACGAUUGAAAGCAGAUAUUGAAAAACUACAAAUGGAACAGUUUCUCCGCGAGGGUAAAUUAGAUGGCGAAGAUGAACCGGUCGAAAAUCCAGAAGCUUCUGUUGGCGAGGAAAUUUCAGCACUUACAGUUAGUGACCAGAGAGCACAUCCGGAGGUAGAAGUUUGCGAUGCACACUCAACGUCAACAUUAGACGCAAAUGAUGGUGCGCUAUUAAGAGACUUAGAUGAAGCACAUCCUGAAUUCAAACAAACAAAUUUCAUAUCAAAAUUGAAACCUCUUGUUGCCAAGAAACCUCAGUCUGGAAGUGAAUCACCGCCGCAUAUUGUUGGAAAUGUGGCGCUACCCAUAUUUGCAUCAUCAUCAUUCCGCAACAAACGAUCGUUUCGCCGAACUUCACGAGUGGCAGAAUGUGAAGGCAGUGGCGGGAGUUUAAGUGCCGCAUUACUGGAUCCACAGCCACAACGUCAUUUAUCAACAAGGCAGAAAAAUAAAAAGCAACAAUUAACAAAAGAAGAGGAGGAACGCAUUUUUGCGGAAUAUCAUUAUACGGGUGCAACUACCAAUAUACAUCCUCUGUUGUCAAGCCUCGUUAAUUAUACUCAUCCAGUGAAAUUUUCUGGUUUCGAUGUUGCUGAAGCGAAUAAUCUGCACUUCCACAUGUCUUCAUUCUCGGAAAGUACGGGUUUGGGGUAUCUGAAGCAGAGUGCUCCAGAAUUCGUUAAUUACAAUAAGCGCCAAUUAUGUAGAAUAUAUCCAAAAGGCGCUCGCGUCGAUUCUAGCAAUUUUUUGCCUCAGAUAUUUUGGAAUGCUGGCUGCCAAAUGGUGGCAUUAAAUUUUCAAACUCCUGAUAUAUCUAUGCAGCUCAAUCAAGGGAAGUUUCAGUAUAACGGUGGAUGUGGAUAUCUCUUAAAACCUGAUUUCAUGAGACGACCUGACAGAUCAUUUGAUCCAUUUUCUGAAUCUCCCGUUGAUGGCGUAAUUGCAGCACACUGCACUGUGAAGAUCAUAUCAGGCCAUUUUUUAUGUGAUAGAAAAGUUGGAACUUACGUAGAGGCAGAAAUGUAUGGUCUUCCAACAGAUACGAUACGAAAAGAACAUCGAACACGUACUGUGCCUGCUAAUGGAUUGAAUCCUGUAUACAAUAGCGACCCCUUUGUGUUUAGAAAGGUUGUCUUACCGGAACUAGCGCUUUUACGUCUUGUUGUUUAUGACGAAAAUGGAAAACAACUUGGACAGAGAAUAUUACCGCUAGAUGGUUUACAAGCAGGUUACCGACAUAUAACACUUCGUACAGAAUCAAACAUGCCUAUGGUAUUGCCAUGCCUUUUUGUUCGAAUCGUAAUCAAAACUUAUGUUCCCGAUGAACUGAGUGGCCUAGUAGAUGCAUUGGCGGACCCACGCGCAUAUGUUUCUGCACAGGAAAAACGAACAGAAGCUUUAUAUAAUAUGGGCGUUGAAGAUUCGGAUAUAGUAGAAGUGACAUCAAGUUCGUUGAAGACACUAUCAAACAAGAAUAUGUUGCGAAUAAAUGGAGCUCCACUAGAUCAAAACUACGAGUCUUUGAAGUCAACGGUAUUAUUGAAAGAUUCAGCUCGUUUGAACACGGAAGCUACAGAUGGCAAGCAGAAGAUGGAAGCAAUCAAUAUUGGCGACUUAAAAAAAGAUAAAUGUUUUCAAAAAUUAGUUCGGAAAUUUCAAAAAGAUAUGAACGAACUGAAGAAACGACAUCAAAAACAGAGGGGAUCAGUUCAAAAGCAGCAGCAAAUGACUGUCGACAAAUUGAUUUGUGACAGUUACAAGCAGUCUAAAUGGCGAACAGUGGCUAACAGUGCGGGAAGUCAGAAACAUCAAUCACUGUCAUAUAUGAAGUCGGAACCAAUACCGCACAAUAUUGACAUGACUAAUAAUUACAAAAUGAAGUCCUUAAUAUUGUCUCAAACCGAUGAAUGGUCGUCGAUGAUGCGAAGGCACGAAAGAGAAUGUCACGAUCUAAGGCGAUCACAAAUAAAAGAAGAAUUUGAAUGUCUAGGGAAACUGCUUCAGGAUGCUCAAAAACAGCAAAUGAAUAUGUUAAAGCUGAAGUUGGAAGCUGAAAACAAGGAUUUGAAGCAAGCCCAGACAAAAAAGAGUAUGGAAGAUGCUCGAGCUAUACAACAGGAUAAAAACAUCAAAACAAAAGCAGAAAGGGAUCGACGAAUAAAAGAAAUGAAUGAAAAAAAUUUGAAAGUGUUCUGCGAAGAACGGAAAAGACUGGCUAUAAAAGCUCAGAAACAUGAGGAACAGUUGAUGAAAAGGCAUGGAGAGCAAUAUGAACAGCUUGAGAAAGAUGCAGAAAAGGAGCUAGAAUUGGAAGAAAUGAGUCACCGAGAAACCCAAUUAGCCUCCAAACCUGAAUUUAUUUGCUGA